AUGGCCUCCAAGCUGGGCACCAAGGCCGCGGCGGCGUCGCCAGCGGCUGCUCACCGGGGAGGUCUCGCCCGCGGGCCGCAGGGUAGGAGCUGCGUUGCCUUCGGACCAGCAGCGUCCAGGACCAAGGGGCUGCGCGCGGUCAACAACUCCGUGACGCCCAUGGCCAAGGAAGAGAGGGUUGAUCGAAGUGAUAUAUUUGAAUUGGAUAGCAUUAGACAAGUUUUGAUUAGACUAGAAGACAGCAUCAUAUUUGGCCUCUUGGAGAGAGCCCAGUAUUGUUACAACGCUGAUACAUAUGAUAGCAAAGCUUUCCACAUGGAUGGUUUUGAAGGAUCUUUGGUUGAAUAUAUGGUUAGAGAAACUGAAAAGCUCCAUGCACAGGUUGGGAGAUAUAAUAGCCCAGAUGAGUACCCUUUCUUUCCUGAGGAUCUGCCUGAGCCCCGGUUGCCACCUAUACAAUACCCAAGGGUUUUGCAUCCCGUUGCUGAUUCUAUAAAUAUCAACAAAGAGAUUUGGAAAAUGUAUUUCGAUGAACUUCUUCCAAGACUGGUGAAAGAAGGAAGUGAUGGUAAUGCUGGAUCCAGUUCUCUUUGUGACACGACCUGCUUGCAGGCACUCUCUAAAAGGAUCCACUAUGGGAUGUUUGUGGCAGAGGCCAAGUUUCAGGAGUCCCCUGAAGCUUACAUGCCAGCCAUAAUAGCCCAGGACCGUGAUCAACUCAUGCACCUUCUCACAUAUGAAACGGUGGAGCGUGCUAUCGAACAGAGGGUGGAAGCCAAAGCCAAGAACUUCGGGCAAGAGGUGAACAUCGGUGCUGAGGACAGCGGCAACCCACCGGUGUACAAGAUGAGGCCGAGCUUGGUCGCCGAGCUGUACAGCUACAGAAUCAUGCCGCUAACCAAGGAGGUUGAAAUCGCGUACUUGCUUAGGAGGCUGGAUUGA
Messenger RNA from Miscanthus lutarioriparius, 942 nucleotides. NCBI's taxonomy places the organism in Eukaryota, Viridiplantae, Streptophyta, Magnoliopsida, Poales, Poaceae. The record is from the annotation of a GenBank genome assembly.